AUGUUUAAACCGACUGUCACUUUUAGUGAAAUCUAAAAACGAAAAAAAAUGAUAAUUGGAAUGCAUUUGAUGGAGCUCUCAGAUAGAUAUCGCUUCUUUAGUAUAGUUGGGUCUGGAAGGAGCUAAAAUUACAAAACUACAUCAAAUAGUUAAAAUAAAAAAUAACAUUUUUUUACUCAAAAACAUAGUACAACUCUGCCUGUUACACCAACAAGUAAAUCUCCAUCCUUCUUAGAGAGCUCUAGACUUUUAGUAUUAAAGUAAAUUAAUAUUACACCAAGAAUAAAAUAAUUAAAACCUAAAGCUUUGAUGAGGAUUAGGUAGUAGAAAACUUAAACUAUUGAUAAAAAUUUUAAUGAAUCAUUUAGAUAAAAGGAAUCUCCAGAUAAUCCUUAAUAAAAAAAAUUGAAAUAUUCUCUAAAAAACUAAUAGAGUGAAAUAUCUUAUUCUUCAGAUCAUGAUGAUUUUAUUGAUUAUGUAUGUAAUAAAAAAUUAAUAUGA
Paramecium sonneborni is the source of this 501-nucleotide messenger RNA. The record is from the annotation of a GenBank genome assembly. Lineage: Eukaryota; Ciliophora; Oligohymenophorea; Peniculida; Parameciidae.